Messenger RNA from Microdochium trichocladiopsis, 2070 nucleotides. RefSeq names its product magnesium transporter NIPA-domain-containing protein. The transcript is spliced from 2 exons. Gene Ontology annotation, biological process: magnesium ion transport. The coding region runs from base 1 to 2070 and encodes 689 amino acids. Lineage: Eukaryota; Fungi; Ascomycota; Sordariomycetes; Xylariales; Microdochiaceae. Gene Ontology annotation, molecular function: magnesium ion transmembrane transporter activity. Gene Ontology annotation, cellular component: membrane. The record is from RefSeq and is a predicted model, not a curated record.
AUGAGCCGGCCAGCUUACUUCAAAGCUAUCGGUAUCGGUUUGGCCAUCGCCUCUGGGUGCUUCAUUGGUGUCUCGUUUGUCAUGAAGAAGGUUGGUCUGCUCAAGGCGAACGAGAAAUACAACGAGGUCGCUGGUGAGGGCUAUGGCUACCUUAAGAAUUUCCACUGGUGGGCGGGCAUGACCCUCAUGAUCUUUGGCGAGGUCUGCAACUUUGGCGCCAUGAUUUUCACCGACGCCAUCCUCGUCACCGCUCUCGGAGCGCUGUCCGUGGUUAUCACCACGAUCCUCUCAGCCAUCUUUCUGAAGGAACGAUUGAGUCUCAUUGGCAAGGUUGCAUGUUUCUUGUGCAUAUUGGGAGCCACCAUCAUUGUCCUCAACUCUCCGGCAGAGUCGGCUGUGGCCAAUAUCCAGGAAAUGCAGAGCUUCGUGAUAGCUCCAGCGUUUUUGGCUUAUGCCGGCUGCAUCAUUCUUGGCAUCGCCUUCGCAAUCUUCUGGUUGGGUCCGCGAUACGGAAACAAGAACAUGUUUACCUACAUCUCAAUCUGCAGCUGGGCUGGCGCACUCAGUGUUGUUGCCACUCAGGGCCUUGGCGCUGCUAUUGCUGCUCAGGCUGGCGGCACGCCACAGUUCAACCAAUGGUUCCUCUACGUUCUUCUCGUCUUCAUGAUAGGAACACUGCUGGUCGAGAUUGUAUUUCUGAACAAAGCUCUGAAUAUCUACAAUGCCGCUAUGGUAACACCAACCUACUACGUCUACUUUACAAGCACAACCAUCAUCACCUCGGCAAUCCUUUUCAAGGGGUUCAAGGGUACAGCAAUGCAAAUAGUCACAGUGGUAAUGGGCUUCCUCACCAUUUCCUCUGGUGUGGUACUGUUGCAGCUGUCCAAGUCUGCCAAGGAUGUGCCCGACACGGCGGUCUUUGCUGGUGACCUUGACCAGAUUCAGACGAUUGCGGAGCAGGAACAACCAGAGACUGAGCCUAAGGCCGAUGCCAUUCGCGGUGCGGCCGCUAUUGUCCGACGCUUCUCAACCACACGCCAGAAGAUGGAAGAGGAAGAAUUCAGACGGCUUCACGAAGAGAAGCAGAUGGAACGCCUCGCCCCUGUCAGCGAAGAUGGCCAGCCAGAAUUUCACUGGGACGGGUUGCGGCGGCGGCGUACCACCAUUGGCAGUCAACACAGUCGGCGAAUCGCCACUCCUCGCUCCGUUGAAACUCCUGCGCAUCCGCCUCUUGGCAGGACGCACUGGCCGACUGAGGAGGAGCUCGAGGAAGAGCGUGCUCGCCAGAUGUCGCCAGCCCUGACGAGCAUAGUUGGCACUAUACGCAGUCGCGCCCGAAGUGUAUUGUUGCCAGGCCAUCCCGACUUUAACCACCAGGACGACAACUACCCACCACUACCACCUCUGCCCAAUCAGCAGAGUCCUAUGCACCCUGUCCAGUUGACAGACAUAAGUUACGGUGGAGCCGCCGGUGUGGAGUCGGAUGGUGGCCGGCGUAUACAAUUUGGUGACCCGCAUCGCCCGACUACAGGCACCAGUUCCCUAGCACCACCGACACCACCGCCUCAUGGGGGCAACUACACGGCCAGGCGGCAGUUCUCGUUCCAGAAUGUGUUCCGUCGUCAUCAAGCCGAUGGCGCGCCCGAUCAGCACGAGGAACCAGAAGUACAUACGCUGCAGCCUGCGCGCCGGGCACUGCGCUCUCGUGGCUACUCUGAUCGACAGAUGCCACCGAUUAAGGACGCGACUGAGGAAGAAAGACUUGGGCUCGUUAAGGGCGACUCCGCGUCCAUGCCAGCACUGCCUCUCUAUUCCGAUGAGAUGGAGCAGGCAGGCUAUAGGUAUGAGGACAACAAGCAGCCGUACGAAACUCACGGCCGACUGAUUACGAGCCCCCCACGGCGACCGAGUGACGAAUCAGAGUUGGAGACUAUGGACUACGAGGAGAGUCGCAAGAGAUGGAGGGAGCGCUCGGAGAGCCGUGGUCCUUCACCAGGAGCCUCGCCUCCACGUGGCGGGCCACCGAAGAGUUCUGGUGCUUCGCGGGGCAAUGGCGGAUCUUUCAUCUGA